Molecule: messenger RNA, 1665 nt
Organism: Pezoporus flaviventris
Lineage: Eukaryota; Metazoa; Chordata; Aves; Psittaciformes; Psittacidae
Product: ectonucleoside triphosphate diphosphohydrolase 8-like
Exons: 8
Coding region: 6-1538 (510 amino acids)
Biological process (GO): nucleoside diphosphate catabolic process
Cellular component (GO): plasma membrane
Molecular function (GO): UDP phosphatase activity; GDP phosphatase activity
Source: RefSeq, a predicted model, not a curated record
CCACAAUGUUCACGAGCAAGAAACACUUCACCAGUGCCAUUGUUGGGGCACUGGUCGCGCUCUCCCUUAUUGCCCUUGUUCUCAGCCUGGUGAGCAUUGAAGAUGUCACCCUGCCACCCACUGCCAAGUAUGGGAUGGUGUUUGAUGCAGGCUCAUCCCACACCUCUCUGUUUGUCUACGAGUGGGAUUCAGACAAGGAGAACGACACCGGUGUGGUCAGCCAGACCUUGUCCUGUGAUGUCCAUGGACAAGGCAUAUCAAGCUAUGCCAAUGAUCCCCCGAAAGCUGGUGAUUCCAUAAGGGAGUGUCUGGAUAAAGCCCUGAAGGUUGUUCCUGCUGCAAAACAGAGGGAAGUCCCAGCUUAUCUUGGAGCAACAGCAGGAAUGAGGCUACUGAGGGAGCAGAACAGCUCAGCAGCAGAGCAAGUCCUGGCUGAAGUCACUAAAACCAUGCAAGAGUACCCAGUGGCUUUCAAAGGGGCUCGAAUCCUUACAGGAGAGGAGGAGGGGGCUUAUGGCUGGAUCACCACCAACUACCUGCUGGGCUCCUUCACUAAGUACUCACCCAAAGCACACACGUGGGUUCAUCCAGAGGCAGCCAACAUUUUUGGGGCACUGGAUCUUGGAGGAGCAUCCACCCAAAUCAGCUUUAUACCCGAAGGUUCAGUGGUGAACUGGAAGGAAGGCUCCAAGUUCACACUGUACGGGUAUGACUACAGCAUCUACACACACAGCUACCUCUGCUAUGGCCAGAACGAGAUGCUGAAGCGACUGGCGAAGGAACUGAUUGCGGAGUCAUCCCCCAGUGCCCGAGUCCAUCACCCCUGCUACCCAACAGACUACAAUGAAACCGUGUCGCUGUCUUCCUUCCGCACCAGCCCCUGCACGAACCAGAGCGACCCACGCCUGGGCCCUGGCGACAGGAACGUCACCCUGGAGGGCAGGGGCGAUGCCAGCGGGUGCCUGGCUGCCGUCAAGAAGCUCUUCAACUUCUCCGCGUGUGGCCAGAGCCAGGACUGCAGCUUCGAUGGCAUCUACCAGCCGCCGGUCAGAGGGCAGUUCAUUGCCUUCUCUGCCUUCUACUAUAACUUCAAGUUCCUCAACCUGACCAAGGGGCAGACGCUGGCCGCUGUCAGGGAGACCAUUGAACGUUUCUGCACGAGAAGCUGGGAAGACCUCUCCGCCAGCUACCCUGAAGAGAAACCUCAGCGCCUGCCUAAGUACUGCACCAAUGCCAACUACAUCCUCACCCUCCUCCUCGAUGCCUACAAGUUCAAUGAGACCAGCUGGAGCAACAUCAUCUUCCAGAUGAAGGUAGGCAGCAAAUGCAGCCUGUGGGCAGGAGCAGAGGAGGAAAAGAGCCAGCUUCCCAUGCCGGGUGAUGCGAGAGCUACGCUCCAGGAAGCCACUCUCUGGGCUGCGGCCGGUGCUGCUGCUGUGGCUUUCCUGCAGGGUAACUCGUGUCCCCUCUCCCUGGGCAGGCGGGGAGCGCCGACGUGGGCUGGACGCUGGGGUACAUGCUCAACCUCACCAACAUGAUCCCGGCCGAGGCCCCGGUGUGGGUGAAGGGGCACGUUCCUUCCUUGUGGGCUGCAGCCAUCACCUUCAUCAUCCUCACCCUUGUCCUGGGACUCACUGCCCUGCUCCUGCUCCUGUGGGUGUAGGA